Messenger RNA from Pteropus alecto (black flying fox), 3296 nucleotides. It is a transcript of the gene ERO1B, whose product is annotated as endoplasmic reticulum oxidoreductase 1 beta. The coding region runs from base 274 to 1326 and encodes 350 amino acids. The transcript has 16 exons. The record is from RefSeq and is a predicted model, not a curated record. Gene Ontology annotation, molecular function: FAD binding; thiol oxidase activity; protein-disulfide reductase activity. Gene Ontology annotation, biological process: protein folding in endoplasmic reticulum. Gene Ontology annotation, cellular component: endoplasmic reticulum; endoplasmic reticulum membrane. NCBI's taxonomy places the organism in Eukaryota, Metazoa, Chordata, Mammalia, Chiroptera, Pteropodidae.
AAAGCUCAUUGCUAAGAAAAAUAGGUCACCGGAGUCCUGGAUGAUUGCUUGUGUGAUAUUGAUAGCAUCGAUAACUUCAACACAUUUAAAAUCUUCCCCAAAAUCAAAAAAUUGCAAGAGAGAGACUACUUCCGUUAUUACAAGGUUAACCUGAAGCGACCGUGUCCUUUCUGGGCAGAAGAUGGCCAUUGUUCAAUAAAAGACUGUCACGUGGAGCCCUGUCCAGAGAGCAAAAUUCCAGUGGGAAUUAAAGCCGGGAGGUCUAACAAGUACAUGAAAGUGGCAAACAAUACCAAAGAAUUAGAGGAUUGUGAGCAAGCUAAUAAACUGGGAGCAAUUAACAGCACAUUAAGUAAUCAAAGCAAAGAAGCUUUCAUCGACUGGGCAAGAUAUGACGAUUCACAGGAUCACUUUUGUGAACUUGACGAUGAGAGGUCUCCAGCUGCCCAGUACGUGGACCUGUUGCUGAACCCAGAGCGUUACACCGGCUACAAAGGGCCGUCCGCGUGGAGAGUGUGGAACAGCAUCUACGAAGAAAACUGUUUCAAGCCUCGAUCUGUUUAUCGUCCUUUAAAUCCUCUGGCACCCAGCCGAGGAGAAGAUGAUGGAGAAUCAUUCUACACAUGGCUAGAAGGUUUAUGUCUGGAGAAAAGAGUCUUCUAUAAGCUCAUAUCAGGACUUCAUGCUAGUAUCAAUUUACAUCUGUGCGCAAAUUAUCUUCUGGAAGAAACCUGGGGUAAACCUAGCUGGGGACCUAACAUAAAGGAGUUUAAACGCCGCUUUGACCCUGUGGAAACCAAGGGAGAAGGUCCAAGGAGGCUGAAGAACCUGUACUUUUUAUACUUGAUUGAGCUUCGAGCUUUAUCAAAGGUGGCCCCAUAUUUUGAGCGCUCAAUUGUCGAUCUUUACACUGGAAAUGUAGAGGAUGAUGCUGACACAAAAACUCUUCUGCUGAAUAUUUUUCAAGAUACAAAGUCCUUUCCCAUGCACUUUGAUGAGAAAUCCAUGUUCGCAGGUGACAAAAAGGGGGCCAAAUCGUUAAAGGAGGAAUUCCGGUUACAUUUCAAGAAUAUCUCCCGUAUAAUGGACUGCGUCGGAUGUGACAAGUGCAGAUUGUGGGGGAAAUUACAGACCCAGGGUUUAGGAACUGCCCUGAAGAUAUUAUUCUCUGAAAAAGAAAUCCAGAAGCUUCCAGAAAACAGCCCAUCGAAAGGCUUCCAGCUCACUCGACAGGAAAUAGUCGCUCUUUUAAACGCGUUUGGAAGGCUUUCUACAAGCAUAAGAGAAUUACAGAAUUUUAAAGUCUUAUUACAACACAGUAGGUAAUAAAGGCUUUUAAAUGUCUGACUAGAGACAUAAAGUGUGACUGUGUGAAGACUUACUCUUGGACAUUCAGCAAAAGGAGACUAAUCUUCAAAGACUUCGAGAAUUCUGAACUCUUAAAGAGAAAAUUCAAAUGUUCACUUGAAUAUUUAUGAUUCUUAAUAGACUGUCAAUUAGAGGUAUUUAUAAAUGAAGUAUGUGCUUUUAAAACCUGUAAGUUAUACUAAUUCUGUGUUUAAUUUCAUGUUUCCAUCUGUCGAAUAUUCUGCUCUUCAGUUUAGAAUUGGUUUUGUUCUUACUCUGUUAUGCUUUGCUUCCAGUUGUCCAGCCGAAAUGACCGUCUCCAUCCUGAUAACACUGUUAUCAAUCUGUUGGGCACAGGGGAGCAGAUGGUGCUUAGGGCUGGUAUCAGUGGCACAGUUAUCGAUGAUUUAGGUUUAGCCUCGCCCAGCUCUGCGUGUCACCUUCUGGAAUAUGGAAGUGUCGGUGUGACGAAUGGCCCUUUCAGUGUAUAGUUUCAGAAGUUACUUAAAUCCCCAGGACUUCAUUUGUUUUUACUUAAGCUUUUAGUUGCUGUUGCUGUCUUGUUUUGGUCUAAAGGACCUGCUUUGGUAAAGCGAGCAAGUCCUGUCCCCUCUGCCACCGGCCACGUCGCCUGGGAGUGCGGGGAGCCUGGCUCAAAGGAUUCUUUACUUAGAACCUAAAAGCAUUUUCUUUGAUUUUGUGUUUCUUUGUUCCUACUCCAAUUUUAGAAAUGUUCAUUUACUUUAAAAGAAAUAAAUGCAUAAAUAUUUGUUUCCAUCUUGAUAAAAUUUGAAUAGGAUUUUAUGGAUUUAUAAUGCCAAUUUAAAACAUAUGCACAGAAUUUACUAUUUUAAAUUGAAGCAAGCAUUUUUAAAGGGUUUUCUUUUCGGAUACAGUCCAUGCCGUCCUCUCGUCCGAUUUGCUUCGGUAGGGUAUUGAAGCGGGUAGGUUUGUUCACGCCUCUUGUAAGCUUGCCCUCGCCCUGCUUGUUCGUUCUAGUUCAUUGUAUAUAAAUGCGUGACUUGUACCAACAGAUGCCUCAGUCCUACAUGGUCAUUUUCUAAACCCGGGAUUUAAACAUCUUUAAGAGUUAAAAUAUCGAUUCUUUAAAAAGGUGUUAGUAUAUGCAGUGUGGUUAAUUUGGAAGGUUGCAUCCGUGUAGAAGUAACGUGGGUACAAAACUUAGUUUUUCCUCAGACUCUUCAGUCUUUCAUGAAGUAAACAAGUGCUCUUAAACCCGUACCUUCUCCUGCCAAGGCCUGAAAUGUGCUCACUGACGACUCGGUGACGUGUUUUGAAUCCUAUUUAGUUGGCUCACCCCUCUUUUAAAAAUAAUUAGUCACCCUGGGAGAGAGCGAUAUGGUUGGAGGGAACGAGGCCUCACCGGUUACUUAUUUUCUUACCAAAUUUCUAACCUUUAUAGACGGGGUUUUCAUUGUUGCCGAUUUUUUUUUUGGUGGUGGUGUUUUUGUUAAGUUGAAUAAAACAGGCGGGCUUGACUGGAGCGUCUCUCCUCCACUGUUGCAUUUUUAGGAUUUCAGAUUUUAUAUGGUGCGAGGGGGAAGCUUAAGGUCAACUUGUCUAAAAAGCGAAUAAAUAAUGUUGCUGGUAAAUUAAUAAUUAUUCUUAGUGUUCAUUUAGAGUUGAAGAAAAUAUGAAAAAAUCUUGCACUCUAUUUUUAUUAUGUUUAAAAAUCUUUCUCGUAGUGUUACUUCACUGUUCCCUCAGUUAAAGAAAAAGGCUAUUAUUUAAACCAUUUACUGGAGAAAAUCCUUGGCCAUUUCCAUUUAUCGCUUUUUUAUCUUUACUGUGAUUUGUUUUAAGCUUAGGAAAAAAUGUUAGAGUGAGUUCCAGGAAAUUAAAAGGUCUAGUUAGGAUUAAAAGUUCUUUUCAAAGUUUUAACGAAGUUUUUCACUACCAAGAAAAUAAACAAAAUGAAGUAUUCUUAA